CCAAAAAAAAAAAAAGUCUCCGGUGUGCUCUCCGACGUCGUCCGUCCUUACCCUUUUCUCCUCGUCUGAUUACGUGCCGCCAAAAAUGUCUCUCGCGUCGGACGCCACCGUGCCAACUGUUUCCACGGUCACCGUAUCUUACUCGGAGCUCAAGCAGAGCAACAUAGAUUUGUCUGAGAGGAUUGUACAAGGAUUUGGACCUAACGGACUUGGAAUACUCUCGGUUAAAGAUGUUCCAGGGUAUCCAGCUUUACGAAAGAAUCUACUUCAGCUUGCACCUAGGUUAGCUGGUCUUCCUGAAGAGGUGAAGAGAGAGCUUGAAGAUGCUCAUAGUAGAUACAAUUUUGGUUGGAGUCAUGGCAAAGAGAAACUUGAAUCUGGGAAGCUUGACGUGUUGAAGGGUUCCUACUAUGCUAAUCCUCUACAAGAUGUACCAACAAGUAAUCCAUAUGAAAUACAGCGGUAUCCAUCAUAUUGUGGAUCAAACAUAUGGCCAAGGAAUUCUUUAUCGGAGCUCGAAGGAGCUUUCAAAGCUCUUGGUAGUCUGAUGUUCGAAGUUGGGCUUAUGGUAGCUUACCACUGUGAUCAAUAUGGGCUUGGAGGAGAUGGAGGUCAUGCGGGUAAGUGAAUUCGGGAGGCUUGAAAUCUCAAAAGCAGCAACGGAAAG
Camelina sativa (false flax) is the source of this 667-nucleotide messenger RNA. The record is from RefSeq and is a predicted model, not a curated record. NCBI's taxonomy places the organism in Eukaryota, Viridiplantae, Streptophyta, Magnoliopsida, Brassicales, Brassicaceae.